This is a messenger RNA of Penaeus chinensis, 883 nucleotides long. RefSeq lists its product as uncharacterized. The transcript has 4 exons. Lineage: Eukaryota; Metazoa; Arthropoda; Malacostraca; Decapoda; Penaeidae. The record is from RefSeq and is a predicted model, not a curated record. The coding region runs from base 1 to 825 and encodes 274 amino acids.
AUGACGCCUGACGCCACGAAUACUUCCAGCUCUGGACUCCAAUGGGCUGACCGGCUGUGCCACCACACUCAAAUAUUCCCGGAUCACUCCGUAACCAUGUUGAGGAUCGUAAGCCUGGCAGUGACUCUGGCCGUGUGUGUAGCACGACCCAACCAAUGGGACGACCAGCUAGGGCUCUUCCCUGCUGACGGCGGGGACUCUCAGCCCAUCUUGCCUCGCGCCGUCGCCAACCCUACCACGCCCAACCAGAUACUCGACGCAGUGCUCGAAGGAGCUAUCGCAUACAUGGAAACAUUGGGGUGGUGUGACUCCAAAAACGUGCAGAACGGAGAGUCAGACCUUCCCUUCCAAGUUAACUCUGACGGAAGCAGCUCCGAGAACUUCAGCAUCACUAAGGCCAACGUGACUGGACUGUGCUCCCUGCGCCGCUCCAAGUCCGCUUCCUUCAACGUUGAUCAGAGUGUGCUCACCGGUUCAGUUGUGGUGGAAAACGCUCGUACCAACGCCGACUACACGGUAACCUUUGCCGGUGUUGGAGAAGCUCCAGCCCAGACUGUUUCUGGUCAAGUUGUAGAGCGUGUGGACAAGCUGUUCGCCGAUAUCCAGAUCAACUUGUUAAACCUUGUGCCUCAGAACAUCGCCAGCUACAGCGCAAGAUCGGGUCAUGACCUGCUUGAAAGCGCAAGCAACUUGGACGGCAAUGAUAUGAAGGACGUUCACAGCGCCGGCUUCAGGAAGGCUUUGCGAGAGAUCGUAGAGAAAACCAUGUCUUCCAACGUCAAGGUGCAGAUUAACAAGUCCAUCCAGGAUAUGAAGAAUGCUUGAUCUGCCAACGUCAUUAUGAAAUUGUGAGUGUACGGAGAGACAAAUAAACACUAGCGAU